AUGUCGACGCUGAUCAGUGAUGGAGCCUCUCCACCGCAAAUCAAUAGCGAGGAGCCAUCUCAAGCUCGAAGAUUCAACACCCGUCGACCCAGCACCGCCCGGGCCAGCUUCGUACAGCAGAAACUACAGACAGCGUUGUCCCAAGCGGAAAAGACCUCAGCAGAGUUGGGCCAAAGCUCAAACCUCGGACAACCUGAGGAUUCUCGAGUCCAGGGGGAGAUCUACGUGGAUCGGAGUGUCGCUCGCUACCGAAGCGCCGCUAGUGUGGUUUCGUACACUGAUCCAGCCACAGCCUUCUCCUACUCGACGAGUUUUAUGCCAGGAGUUCAUUUCUACACAUUCCUCGCCGCGAAAGAGGCUGCUCCACCACGAACUGCGAGAGGAGGGGUGCCAAGUCACAGCAUUAGUGUUAACAAUGCGUCUGGGUCAGGUGACAACAGCUCAAGACUCACAGCGAGAAAGCAGAAUCUGGCGCUGAAGCUGAACGUACCGGAUACGAUUUUGUACGGCGAAACGGGGCGUGCCGUGUGGAUUUACACCGACAAAGAGGGAUACGUCCAGCGGUUGACCGAGUUUAGUGACAAGCAAGUACUCGAUAAGUUUGCGGACGGUGCUCCGGCAAUAGCGGAUGAACAACACCUCGUGGUCUACAAAGAACCCAUCACUACGAUGGCGAACCAGCAAAAUAGUACCAGCAUUCAACAAGGUUCGCCGGUAUUCAACUCGCAGGGCAAUCAACUACGGCUACUGAAUCUCGGAGAGGUCAAGACGCUAUUGAACGGGGUCAUGGCCAUGCACAAGUCGUUCGCUCUCCAGCAGUUUGUCAAGUGCAAUGGGUCCAAGGCAUUCGUUCAGCGAGCAGUCUACGAGGCGGGGAAGCCGCCACACGCGUGGAUGAUCAGCAACAUCGAGCCAUUUCGAGACUCGAGUGCGCCGCAAUCCCCACCCUCGGGAACUGCUGGGCCACAGAACUCGCCGCGUCCAGGGCUGAUAAGGUCAAGUAGCUCGUCAACUAUUACGACUUCUGUUCCGGAUGGUCCUGGGGGAGUUCCACUGGUCAGUCGACUCUGCACGAGUGUUCAAACGGACAAAGGCUGCACGUUCGUCAAGCUAACAGAGCGUGGGUGUGCAGCUGUCUCCGAGCUGAAUUUGCGAAUAGUGCGGUAUAUCGAGCAGCGUUGGAGAGUUUCACUCCAGACAUUUGUGGCGGAUUUCGUCAAAGAUGCUGGUGGGGAGUGGUGGCUACUGCAGGUGAAGGCGUUCCAGGUGCAGAACAAAGUCCAUCCUGGCCGUGUGUUCUCGCUACCUCUAAAGCUGCGAAUGGCGUACUUGAACUAUCGUGACACGGUGAUCCUCGACGAAGAGGACGAUGACAAUUUUGACACUGAGGAUCGACGCAGCAAGGCUCGACUGCGCCACCGACGAGCGAUUGUUCCUCUAUCACAACGACAUAUUCACAAAUUGGUCCAAUGCAAGUGUUGUCUCGCAGCCUACCCAAGCAGUGAGCUGUCGUUCAAGAUGACGCUGAAGAUGAUCAACGACAUGCUCCUGCGGAUCCGAUCUCGUCUGCCCCCAGAGAAGACGCUACCUUUUCUCUCCGCUGCAUUCGCUCGGGAGCUACCGGAGUCAGCUGUUGCGUACGAGUCGUGGAGUGUCUGCAGCCACUGUUAUGCUAUCUACGAGCGCGACCAACAACUGCAGCGCAUCGAGACGAAAUUCUCGGCCGCGUUGGGCUUGCCGAACACUAAGACGGUGACAGAAGGGCUUAGUCGAGUUCAAGAUCCAAGCUAUGGGCUGGACCCGACUGUGAGCGCUUCCGUCAUCCCAGCGCAACUUACGUUGUGUCGCUUGGUAUUGGUGAUCAACGCCAUCUACGACAUCCCUCCGGAGCUCUACAACGCUGAACAGGAGAAUGCUCGAAUAGAAGCGGCCGCAGAUGAAGUUGCAGCAGCAGAAGGGAGGAAACGAACGCAACGUGCGAACGCGUCGCGCCUGUACUUGCGUAUCAAUGCAUUGGGAUAUACCGAGUGUAUCCCCAUUAACCCUGACGAUAUCAUGGAGGCAAGCGAGAAAGCACCAAGCGGAGCGCGUCGACGGAGAGACAGCACUGCCAGCUCUCUGAGUGAUGAAGACGACGGAGCGGAUAGUGAUCAAUCGGAGCCGCAGUCUUCAAGACGGCAGAGUUCCUGGCAGCAACUAUCCCACUCGCAGACGUUCCGUCAGCACCAACCGCCAUCGAACAACAACGACGCCAACUACUGGCUCCCCACGAACUUGAUUCGUACCAUACCAUUCUUCGCGCCACGCACGCCGCUCCAGUCAAAGUUGAAGGAAACAAGCGGUAUUACGCCAUUCCUCACUGAAGACAACAGCGUCCGAGUCCAACUAAUCCGCGCUACGGAGCCGCCUCUCCAAGAUCCGAUGACGUCGAACUCGAGACGAAGACCGAAGAACCGGCGAGCGGCGCUGGUACCAGCCGCCGGAAGCAUGUCGGAUCUAGUUAUGCAGAUGCACGGACCUAGUCACGCGAUCGUGUUGGGAUCUACGAAGAUCCGAAUGACGCAGUUCCGCAGCUCGUACGUGACGAAGAUCGACUACUACGCGUGCAUGGCUAUCACCGGAGAGAUGCUGAAUAUCAAGGGAAACAUCGGCCUCGAGCGCGUGCGCUACGUCGAUUCCAAAUUGCUCACGUCGCAGCAUCGACUGCGAGUUUACAACGGAAUUUUUGUCCCUGACGAGACGUACACAACAGGUGAUGCCUUGUCAUCUGAGUGGAUGGACUGCUUUCGAGCAUCAAGUACUUUCGUAAGAAAACCGCCUCCGAUAACCCCCACAGCUCCUGAACCUGUUGAGAUUCCAAAGAAGACCAUAAUGACCCAACGGAGGAGCACUACCGGCACCACAAGACCGACAUCAUCCAGAACUUCAUUGAUGGACGAGGAUGAAGAAAUGGACAAGGAGCUGGAGCAGAUGAUCGAGCGAGCCAAUUUGAAGCAACAAGAGGCCCAUUUCAGACAAAUGGGUCUUAAUAACUCCCCCGACAACAACGAGGAGGACGCGAAGGCGGCAUCGGCCACUGCUAUAAAGCAGGAGCUUCUUCGUGACAGCACUGGUGCUCCGGCAAAGAGUGCCUCACAAAUGGCCAUGCUGCUGAACAAACCCAUCAUUUCACCGCGCUCGGAGCUUGCUGAAGCUGAAGACAACAACAACUCCACACCACCAACCAUCGGCUCGUCAAUGAUUCUCCCGUCUCCUCGCAAUCGCAAGUGGAUGUGGUCGCUCGUAUUUCUGAUCAACCAGGCGCACAACCUGCAGUCUCGAGAGCGUUCGUGCUGCCGAUGGGAGUGCCACUACACGUUGUUCUCGCAGCGGCGGUCUGCUCUCGAGCGGCUGCCAGGAACCUCGAGAACUCCUUCUGGAACGCUGUCCACCUCGGUAUCGGCGGAUGCAAUUGCAACUCAGUCAGCAUUGAUGAAUGCAUCGCAUCUCGAGGUGCAGUUCAACUGCACGCACAAGUUCUGGCUGGCAGGGACGACGCUCAUGGUGCAGGCGUGUCUGCGCAACAACCCGACACUGAGGCUGUACUUCCGCAACGACAUGUACGCGUCGACCCGGAGCGAGUCCGAGGGCGAGUUCUACGCCGUCUUGGGUCUGUCCAAGCUGCUGCAGACGCGAGGCUUUGACACGACCAUCGAUAUCAUCGCGGCCCACGACGAUCCGACCAUAACCCCGAGGGAGGCCGCAGCCAUCUCGAGGAUGCCGCCUUACUUGUCCCUCUCCGUGCAGCUCUCUCGAGCGUCCAUCGACCCGGACGAAGCUGUCGUUGACAACAAGUUUGUAGAGCUCGGGUGCACACCGGAAGGGCUGCAAGUGCUACGAAAAGUGUCCUAA
Molecule: messenger RNA, 3891 nt
Organism: Phytophthora sojae
Lineage: Eukaryota; Oomycota; Peronosporomycetes; Peronosporales; Peronosporaceae
Exons: 3
Coding region: 1-3891 (1296 amino acids)
Source: RefSeq, a predicted model, not a curated record